AAUUGAUUGUCAUUUACGAAAAACGAAGAAGCCAAUCAUAAAAUGUUUGAUGAGUUGGAGAUAAAAGACAAUUAAGUAGCGAACGGAAGCCGAUAAUAUCCACAUCUUCCGUCUGCGUGGCAGGUAUUUGGGCCUACUUUUGCUGACAUUGGCAAAGAUGUGCAUUAUACCGCAUACGAUUCACCGCCAUUAAAGUCGUGAAUGCCGUUAUCUGCACCGGCAAGAAACAGUUACGUAAAAGUAGUUUUUCUUUUUCCGUGAUACUGACUGCAGCGAGAUGAAGAGGUUCUAGCGGAGCUCUUAGUCUUCUUGGCAGUUACUUAGAGAAUAACAUAUAAAUAAACACGAGAAUAGAUACAUACUGGGAAUACAUGAAAUCAUGGGAUAUUUAAAGUCCAUCGGUACUAUAAUCAUAUACAUCGGUCUCUUCGCUGCUGUUAUUACUUUUAUACCAGGUUUACCUCCAGAAGCAGAAUUUUCUGAAUACAGUAUAAAAUAUCCUUCUGAAACACGGAGUCAGUUUGAGCUUAAAAAUCGUCUGAAUGGAGCAGAGGUGUUAUUUGCUGGAGAACUCAAAGGACCAGAAAGUUUUGCUUCGUACAAUGGAGAAUUGUAUACUGGUAUACGUGGAGGUUAUGUCGUUAAAAUCAAUGGCAACAGUAUUGUACCAAUCGUGAAAUUCGGACAAAAAUGUGAUGGUUUAUGGCAAGAAGAGAAAUGUGGCAGGCCCUUGGGUUUACAGUUCAAUGACAAAGGAGAGUUGUUUGUCGCUGAUGCCUAUUAUGGUAUUUUCAAAGUCAAUGUGAAUACUCGACAAUACACAAACAUAGUUAAUAGCUCUGUACCUAUUGAUGGAAAAGCUCCAAGAAUUGUUAAUUCUUUGGAUAUUGCUAAAAAUGGAGAUAUCUAUUGGACUGAUUCUAGCACAGAAUUCUCACUUCACGAUGGAGCUUACACAUUCUUGGCAAAUCCAUCAGGAAGACUUAUUCGGUACAAUGCUGCGACAAAGAAGAACGAGGUAUUACUAAAGAAUUUAGGAUUUGCAAACGGAGUUUUAUUAGCCGACGAUGAAAGUUUUGUGAUUGUUCUGGAAUGUCUUAAAUCGCGAAUCAUUAAAUACCAUUUAACGGGUCUUAAAGCCGGACAACAUGAAAUCUUGGUAGAAGCCUUGCCCGGUUUACCAGAUAAUGUACACACGGACGGACAAGGUGGUUUUAUAGUAUCUUUGAUUAGCUAUGUAGAUCCUGAUCAUCCUUUCCUACUUCAAUCUCUGAUGCCACAUCCAUACCUACGGAAGAUGAUCACCAGAUUUUUAUAUCUGAUAGAAACUCCGUUUAAAAUAGUACAAGAUGUUUAUCCAAAUUAUUAUGCGGAAAGAGUUUUACAUUCAGUAGGUUCGUUUGACGCUUCCAAAGUUCUUGAUUCGAUGAAAGCGUCUGCAGUACUUAGAAUAGAUAAGGCAGGAAAUGUUUUGGAUGCUUUGUAUUCAGAUGAUGCAAAAGUUGACAAUAUAUGCUCUGCUUACAUACUCAAUGGAUAUUUAUGGCUUGGUUCUCCUUGGAAUGAAUACAUAAUGAGAGUUCCAUUGAAACAAGCGUUUCCAAAUUUAAAAGAAAGUCAGAUAUCGGCAAAUGUAAAACAGGAAAUAGAAGAACCGAUUAUAACAGUUAUGAACAAGCCUGAUGUUAAGGUACAAGCAAAGCCUUCAAAAUCUAAACGAUCAGUACAAGAAACCGUUCCAAAGCCUACAACAACAACAAUAACAACAACUACUACUACUACGACACCUAAACCCACAACAACUACAACGCCUAAACCUACAACUACAACACCUAAACCCACAACAACUACAACGCCUAAACCUACAACUGCAACACCUAAACCUACAACGACAACCACACAGAAACCAACUACUAAAGCACCAACAACUCAAACAAUAUCAAAACCAACCACGGAAAAAGUAGCACCAGCACAACAACGUCCUACCACCACCAGCACUACCACUACCACUACUACUACGAGUACUACUACUACUACUACUACUACUACUACUCCGAAACCGCCUCCAUCAACGCAAUCUCCUUUAAAAGCAUCAGUAAAUGAAGCCAAAAAGGAGAACAGAAAUGAAAUUAAAAAGGAAAAUUUAAAAAACACGAAAAAAGAGACUUCUGAUAAAAAAAAUGUUAAUACAAAGACAUCGAAUACAAAAACUGAGUCAACAGAAAAAAGUGAGGAAUCUACAGUAAAAUCGAAGUCUGAAGAAACUGUAAAAAAAAAUACACGUGAAACCCAGUCUGAAAAAUCGAAACCAGCCGGAAAAAAAGAUGAUUCUGAGAAAAACUAAAAAGUACUUGUACGUCCAUCAGACAGUCAGCCCAAGUUUUGCAUUAAAACUUUAUUCUAUUCCAUUCUAUGUUAAAAGUUCUGCAUAUUUCAGACAUAUCGACGUAAUUGUUUUAAUUUCACAUGCUUUUCUAAUAUUCUCUACAUUCUGCUAUUGUAAGGAUAUAGAGCAAAGCUGUACAAUUUUUACUUCCGGAAAGUCGCAGGCUACGGGGAGAGGCUUCCCACCAUACCGCAAGCGAUAGCCUCUUGUUCUUGUCAAUUCUUGUGUAUUGCGAAGACCCCUUCCCGUAGCAUGCGACUUCCAUACGCAGGCUGCCUGAGCCGCUUAGUGGGGGUACCCCGGGAGUGAUAGACUGAUUACGGAAGUAGAAGUCAUGCAGCUCUGUUGUUAUAGAUUUCACGUUUUAUUUCUAUAUCACUAAUACUGUUCCGUAAAAUAAUAUUGUAAGAUUAUCUUAUUUUGUUGUAAUUCUC
Messenger RNA from Dufourea novaeangliae, 2820 nucleotides. RefSeq names its product adipocyte plasma membrane-associated protein. Gene Ontology annotation, molecular function: strictosidine synthase activity. Bases 380 to 2344 code for a protein of 654 amino acids. Gene Ontology annotation, biological process: biosynthetic process. NCBI's taxonomy places the organism in Eukaryota, Metazoa, Arthropoda, Insecta, Hymenoptera, Halictidae. The record is from RefSeq and is a predicted model, not a curated record. The transcript has 4 exons.